Molecule: messenger RNA, 974 nt
Organism: Brassica napus (rape)
Lineage: Eukaryota; Viridiplantae; Streptophyta; Magnoliopsida; Brassicales; Brassicaceae
Product: BAHD acyltransferase DCR-like
Exons: 1
Coding region: 107-832 (241 amino acids)
Source: RefSeq, a predicted model, not a curated record
AUUAAAAUGCAAAUUUAAUGGGCCCAAGGUGACGUUCAACGAGAACGAGCCGUUACGGGAGCGGAUUUUCAGUUUCAGCAGGGAGCAGAUUCUCGAGCUGAAAGCUAUGGUGAACAAGAGGAGAACCUGGACGGUGGAUAACGGCGUUGAGGUGUUGGGGAAGCAGAGCAACGACAAAAUUAACGGAAAAGAGAACGGUAAACUAACGGAAAUGUUGGAGAGUUUGUUACUGCGAAACGACGCCGUUUCGAAGACAGGGAACAAGCUGGAGAUCUCGUCGUUUCAGUCUCUAUCCGCUUUGCUCUGGCGAGCGAUCACUCGAGCGAGGAAGCUUCCGAGCACCAAAACGACGACGUUUCGCAUGGCUGUCAACGUUCGCCACCGUCUGAGCCCGAAACUGGAUCCGGAGUACUUCGGAAACGCGAUCCAGAGCGUUCCGACGUUCGCGACGGCGGGAGAGGUUCUCUCUCGGGAUAUACGGUGGUCCGCGGAUCAGCUCAACCAGAGCGUGGCGGCUCACCAAGACGGGAAGAUUCGAGACACUGUGGCGGAUUGGGAGGCGAAUCCGAGGUGCUUUCCUCUCGGGAACCCCGACGGAGCGUCGGUGACUAUGGGGAGCUCGCCGAGGUUUCCGAUGUACGAUAAUGAUUUCGGGUGGGGGAAGCCGGUGGCGGUUAGAAGCGGGCGGGCGAAUAAAUUCGACGGGAAGAUCUCUGCGUUUCCGGGGAGGGAUGGAAACGGGAGCGUUGAUUUGGAGGUGGUGCUGGCGCCGGAGACGAUGGCUGGGAUAGAAACUGACGGCGAGUUUAUGCGUUACGUGUCGAAGAAGUAACGGAAUUGAUGUAAUAACGUAACGGUUUGCUUUUUUUUUUUGUUUUUCUCAUAAUCUUGUGUCUGAAGAACUUAACAAUGUAAUAUUUAAUGAAAUUCUGUAAGUUGACUCCAUAAUGUUAUACAUCAUAUGUUACAUUUCA